This is a messenger RNA of Cyprinus carpio (common carp), 3757 nucleotides long. Its product is annotated as transcription factor E2F2-like. Gene Ontology annotation, molecular function: protein dimerization activity; RNA polymerase II cis-regulatory region sequence-specific DNA binding; DNA-binding transcription factor activity, RNA polymerase II-specific. NCBI's taxonomy places the organism in Eukaryota, Metazoa, Chordata, Actinopteri, Cypriniformes, Cyprinidae. Gene Ontology annotation, cellular component: RNA polymerase II transcription regulator complex. Gene Ontology annotation, biological process: regulation of transcription by RNA polymerase II. The record is from RefSeq and is a predicted model, not a curated record.
AACUGAUGUCAAAGCAAAUCUUCUCGGCCAGAGAGUGAUUACAGACACACAGGGACGCUCACAAUCGCCGGCUCGACGCAAAAAGAACAAGAGGAACAUUCCCAAGAUUUGUUUACCUCUGAAAGGUAGAUUUAUGAACCUGAAUGACCGUGGUACAUUUAAUACAUGUUUAAUUGAUUUACAGUUUAUUAAGAAGUAAUAGCCUCUGUCGUGCCACUAACAAAGGACACUAGGAGAGAGUUUUGUUUAUUUCGGAUGUUUAUUUUUUGUAGUUUUCCUGGAUAAUUUAUCUACAACUUCUAACAAGAUAUAAAUAUUCAUUCUGACGGUUGAUUCCUUCUACAGUAAAUAGUCGACGCGAUUUGAGUAAUAAAAGAGUUUCUUUUGCGUCAUUUUCGCGGGUUUUUGUGCAUUUCGUGCGCAAAAUGAUGCGGAUACCCAGAGGGAUUUCUCCUUCUUCUGGAAGAGGCGCAGUAUCUGGACUAUCUUGCCCACAAAAGAAAAUGUUCUCCGCGGUGAGGACGGAUUUUUUAAACCCGGGACUCGCAAGCCCACUGAUGAAUUCGGUACCGACUGGAUACUUAACUCAGAUCGGGAACACGACAGCUGCAGAGCAGAGACCCAACUGUUUGUACGCGACCCCCCACGGGCCAGAGCCUACCGUGCGGACCUCUUCCGGGCGGUUACCGGCCAAGAGGAGACUAGAUCUGGAAGAGCCACUUUACUUCCCAGAAUUCCGCACACCAAAAGGGAAAGGAAACUCUGCAUAUGCAAGGGCACCAAGCCCCAAAACUCCCAAGUCUCCAGGUGAGCGCACCCGUUAUGACACUUCACUUGGCCUGCUGACUAAAAAAUUUGUGGGCUUGCUGAGCGAGUCGGCGGACGGGGUUCUGGAUCUCAACUGGGCCACAGAAGUUCUGGAGGUUCAGAAGAGACGCAUCUAUGACAUCACAAACGUUUUAGAGGGUGUGCAACUCAUCCGCAAGAAAUCCAAAAACAACAUCCAGUGGCUGGUCAGUGGUGUGUUUGAGGGCUCAUCUAGCAAUUCAGAAAAGACGAGCACUCUCAAGAAAGAGCUUUCUGAGCUGGACAGGCAGGAGAAAGCUCUGGAUGACCUCAUUCAGUCCAGCUCAACACGGCUACGUGAACUGACAGAGAACAAGGACAACCAAAGAUUAGGAUAUGUGACAUAUCAGGACAUUCGUACCAUAAGCAGCUUGAAAGAUCAAACUGUGAUUGCUGUGAAAGCACCAUCUGAAACCAAACUGGAAGUUCCAGAAGCAUCUGAGGGCUUGCUGCAGAUUUACUUGAAAAGCAAGAAUGGCCCAAUUGAGGUGUACUUGUGUCCUGAUGAAUGUUUGGAGGACGCUAGUCCCGUCAAGAAUACCACACCCAGAAAAGAUUACCCACAAACCCCCAGUGCCACCACACCCUCUGUCUUCCCACCUGCCAAACCCCAGCCAGUUGAAGGUUUGUCAUCAAAGCCUCAGCCAUCGAUGACUACUAGCAACUCCCUGCUCGAUGUGGAGGGGAUCCUGGAUCUUCCUCCCAGCCUUCUCCAGAUCACCGAAGACCAGCUGCCUGGGAUGGCAUUCACAUCUGACACUUCUGGGCCUUUUGUUAACUUUUCUCCUCGGCUCAGCCACGACGACUACCUCUGGGGUCUGGAGGAUGGAGAAGGCGUAUCUGACUUAUUUGACGCAUACGAUCUGGGAGAUCUGCUUAAGACAUGAGUUAUCCAAUGUGAUGAAACAGUGAUUGAUGAUGAGAGAGUUCAGUUAUUCGGUAAUUAGUUUAAUUCAGACAUUGAUCCUCUGAAGUUUUACAACACUCCUUCACAUAAUGACAGAUUGAAGUUUGUAUAAAAUGCACUACUGAAUUGGCUGAAUCAGUUCUGUUCCUGAUAAAGACAGUAGAUUUAGGAUGGGACCGUGUCUUAAUGUUUUAACAACUAUAGCGAUUAGAAUCUGACAAUAUUUUGUCAACAAGCGCCCUCUAGAGGAGAUCCAUGUGUAAGGUUUAGUACACUAUGAAGCCAUACUUUAUUUCUGUCAGCCAUAUUACCUGAAGUAAGGUAUUUUUGCUUAGUUGAGAUUUUUGACAAAAAAAAAAAAUGAAUUUUCAUUCAGACUUUAAUUAUUUAAAUUUUAAGUUAAAUGUUUGCCAAUUGGCAAUGUUUUUGUUCAUUAUUACUUGAAUAUUGAUGAUAAAAUCAGGCCUAUGUAUUUGCCUUUUUUAGAUAUGAGGUAGAAUUUACUGUUUAUUAGUAAUUCUUGGAUGAGAUGUAUGGAACUCAGGUAAUUUUAAAGCUUUAAUUAUUGUAGUACCACCAAACAUUGCCAGUAGAGGGCUGUGUGACCAUUUUUAGCUGUAGGCAAACAAAGGUGCUUCUGCACAAAUGUAGAGAAGUGAAUUGUUAUAGAGUAAAGAUUUGAGAGUGUGUAUGGGAGGCAUCUUCAUAACCAGAAGCAGCUGAACCAAAAAUCUGAAAAUCUCUUCUAAAACAGUCAUUCAGAUCCUUUCAGUCUGGAAAAAGUGCUCAGAUUUUUAAGAAAUAGGUGCUUGUCUGUUCAUUCUACCUCCAUCUUUUAGUUUUAGAAACCAUGAGGUAAUACCUUGAUCUUGUUAAAGUGGCCUUUCCUUUGGCACUGAAUAAUGAUUUUGUAGGCUCAAGAAACAAGGUUUUUACUGCUCACACAUCAGUUAUUGAGAAACCUCAGGGAAUGUCCAGAUUUGGCAGCUGAUUUUUUUUUUUUUUUUUUUUUUUUUAACAUUUCCAAAUGAUUCAUUCAAAGUGAUAAAUUGGUGUGUUUUUUUCCUAGUCUGUUUGAUGUCUUCUCUCAAUUUUCCUCAAAUUACGGUAAUGGAGUUCUCAGGGAUGACUACUUCACUCGGAAUAGUUUACAGACUUUUAAUGGGGUCUGGCAGAAAACCUUUGAUACUGUUUGAACACUGAACUGCUGGGAAUACAAAGUGGACUUUGUUUCCAGGGUGUUUUUUUUUUUUUUUUUUUUUUUUCUAUUUGGAGUUAGGAUUCCUGUCCCACCUGAAUGGUAGGUUUUCUAGCUGCAGAGACAAAGCAGAAUUGAACUGUUUUGAUCUGGAGUGUCUAGAAAUACACUUACUGAAAACACCCAUCUUAAAUGCAGAGCACAUAUGGGAUGGGAUUCAGAAUGGAAAAGCUUGAUUUCCCACACCCAGUUCUGCAGUGAAAAUAAUUCUUCUGAAGCAAACAUUUCUUAGUCAGACUAAACAACAAAAUGUUGCAUUUAGUAGUAUUCUGGAAACCUGAUAAGGUUGAUUCAGCAUGUUAAGGGGUUGGGAUGGGUUUAAGAGCAUUUGUUAAUUUUAAUAAUUGAUUAAUUUAAACAUACCUUUUGAUGUGUGUACAAAAGUUUUACCUGGGGUUUGAUUCAUGCAACUGUCCCACAUGCGGACAACUGUCCUGUCCUAACAAACUUGAAAAAUGUGUCUAUAUAUGCAUGAGUGUGCUGAAGUGUGUAUUAAUUUUUGGCAGUUUUGUGCAUUUUGAUUGUAGUUUAUAGUUGUUUUUUUCUCAUUGUUUGGGAUGUUUUAAAAUAAGCAUUAUGUUUUUAAAUUGUACAUAUUAAUAAUUUUGUAUUUAUAUAGGUUUUGUAUUUGAAGGAAAUUGGAAAUUGUCUCAGGAUGUGUCAUUUUUAUAGACCGUCUGUUUAACAGUCAGCACUUAAUAUUUGAUAUUGUGGUUAAAUUAAUAAAGCCCUGAUGCUCAAAGUUG